GGGAGAGGCGCUGCGCGCGAAGGCCUUCGGGCAGCCAAUGGACGAUCCCGACGGAGGAUUUCAAAUGUGGCGGCGCUAGUUGUAUCCUGCCUGGCAGAGCGGGAGGCCAGACAAGCUCGCGGUGCUGUGAGCGGCUGUGAGCCGCCGAGACAAAGAUGGUUAAGGAAAGGUGUCAGAAAAAGUCCUUUCAAGAUAGUCUUGAAGACAUUAAGAAGCGAAUGAAAGAGAAAAGGAAUAAAAACUUAGCAGAGGUUGGCAGACGCAAGUCCUUUAUCGUUGCACCAUGCCAAGUACCCACUAACACUGCUACACUGCUGAAAAAUUACCAAGAUAACAACAGGUUGUUAGUUUUGGCUUUGGAAAAUGAAAAGUCCAAAGUGAGAGAAGCCCAAGAUAUCAUCCUACAGCUGAGAAGAGAAUGUUACUAUCUUGCAUGCCAGCUAUAUACAGUGAAAGAGAAGCUAACUUCCCAAAAAAGUGAAGACAUUGAUCAGAACCGGAAAGGAUGUAUCUCAGAAGUGGUCUCCAGUAGUGACAACACCAUCGGAGACUUAUCUGUGAAGACCUUACGGCAAACUGCUCUUGAAGAAAAUGACUGGCCUUUCCAAACCAAAGAACCAAGUUCUACUGUUCCUCCAGACACACUGGGGAGUGAUUUUGAUUCAGGUAAAGUCGAGCCUUCUGAUGACAUCUUACCUAAGACUGUGUCUUUCCGUCGCCACUUAAAGAAAGAUUUUAGUAAUGUAAGUUGCUCCACUGCUUUGGAGGACUGUGAAGCCAGUCACUGGGUGGGACAGUCUUUGGAAGUUAGAAGAAGUGGGUGUAAAGACCCAACUAUAACUCUGCACGAACUUGAAAAUGUAGAACAAAAUGUUUGCCUGUGGAACAAGGACCAAAUUAACUUAUCCCCUAGACUGACUUACCCAGGAAAGAAUGCUAAAACAAAAGUCAUUUUACCAUCCAAACCUGAACAAACAGAACAUAAGCACCAACGUGCACAGAAAAGAGCAAAGCGGAGAACAGCCAACCAGAAAUGCAAAUCAAAAUCCUCACUGAGGUGUAAGGGCAAGAAAAUCAAAGAUAAGCACGCUUUACAACCCACAAAAUUGGAUAGGUCUAUUGGUUCUGGCGAUGCUUAUGAUUUUAAUGUGGAAGAGCGUGUUCAUCUUACUCCUUUCCGACAAAAAAUGAGCAGUGGUUCCAGUGAAGAAAUUAACAGAGGUGACCAGGAAGGGAAUGCUUCCGAUCUGAGUGCCUCUGAGGAUGAGGCCAGUGACAUCUACCUGCCUCCUUGCAAGCACUUGAUAGACCACACCAGAGAAUCAGACAGACCAGUCACCAGGCCUCGGCCUAAAAGGGAACUCAAGUACACGGGUGAAAAAGAUAAGGAGAAGACUCUGCCAACCAGAACUCCUACUGGUAUGCCAUGCAAGAAUCAAGACUUAUCUGGUUGUAGCCUAAAGGAUGUCACCAAUAUCCUGCUGUCUCCUGUAGUGAAAAUCAGGAAACUUUCUCUGUCUCCAAAAAGGCGUGAAGAUAGCCCAGCCAUGCCUCUGCCUAAGCGCAAGUGCUCCACCAUCACAAGCUAUAAGGAGCCAACACUCGCUUCGAAACUAAGAAGAGGGGACCCUUUCACAGACUUGUGUUUCUUGGAUUCUCCUAUUUUCAAGCAAAAAAAGGAUAUGAGACGUCCUAAAAGAAGUACAAAGCACACACAGUAACUCCUUUGGUUGGAUGCUAUCAAAGAGGAUCCUUCUCUGUUACCUGAUAAAGUCUGAGCAGUGGGCAGAACCAUCCCUUAUCAAGCUCUGGGUCAGGACCUAUACUUUGUAGUUGUGCGGAUUGCUACCAAUCUAAAAUUUCUCCAGCAGGGGAAUUUCAGAGUUUAAGUUUUAUAAAGAUAGGAUAUGGAUCGCUUGUGAAUCCUUGACCUCAUAAGACAUACCAUAAGUUGCUGAGAAUCCCUUAUUCUACUACUGAGUCUUUGGGUAAACUAUAUGUGGAAUCACAAUUAAGAGAAUUGGUAGUUUUGGUUCUGGGACAAGGUUGUGAACUCUGUGUGUGACAUCAUUCUUCAUCAGAAUCAACGUAUCAUGGACCUCAGGCUAGCCCUUCAUGUUGUCAGAAGUCUGCAAGUAUAAAUAUGUGACUAGUAAGUUUCUGGGUUUGAUAAAUGUAUUUAAUGAAAUAACUGAACUUCUGCAGGUGUGUAUAUAUUUCUUUAAACUGAAAUCACUAUAAGUGGUCCAUUUUUAAAGAACACUGAAGUGUGGCCAUUGUAAGGUCUGGCUGUACAUAAUGGUGGCCAUUGUGUUUACCUUCUGCUCUUAACUGUCAAGUAACCUUGAUUAUCUUCCUUUCUGGCCUUAACCACUCCCAGCUUGUUUCCUCAUCUGUUUUCCCUGUCAACUCUCCUUUUCUCUUCACAUUAGAUUGUCUUAAUCAAGUUACCUGCAGCCUUCAGGCCCCAAACCAAGACAUUUCAGUUUGUGGCUCAGUAGUGAACACUUGUGUCAUUCGGGCAAGGCCUAGGAGUAAAUCCCACUGCAAACAACAGAAGGGCCUAGUGUUCAUCUCAGACUGUCCACCGUGACUUCUUGCAGUACGUUCAGUCAUGCUGAGAGCUCUUCUCUGUUGCUCGUGUGCAUCCCACUCUCCCAUUAAAGUCUUAUUUCCAGCCACGCUUCUAUUUCAGCGCCGAAGACGGAACCCAAGGUCCUGUGUGUGACAGGAGCACAGCCACAGCAGUCUAGAGCCUCGCUGUUUAUCUUUUGUAAUAUCACAGUACCUCCGGGGCGACCAUUUUACCUAAGAAUAAAUACAAGUCCACUUUCAUCUCAGUGGGCCUCAUGUGGCUACGAUUACCACAGUGCUGCCUACUCAGAGGUAGACUGUAUCCUGGUCCACACCAAGCAAGCUGGCUUGUGGGCCAUGCUUCAUACAAGCUAAGUUUAGUUUUUAUGUAUUUAAAAAGUCAAAAACAUGAGAUUCCAUCUUACACCUUAAGAAUGGCUAAGAUCAGAAACACUGAUGACAACUUAUGCUGAAGAGGUUGUGGGGAAAGGGGGACACGUCUGCAUUGCUGGGGGGAAUGCAAGCUGGUACAACCCCUUUGGAUUCCAGUGUGGCGAUUUCUCAGAAAAUUAGGAAACAACCUUCCUCAAGACCCAGUAAUACCACUUUUGGGUAUAUAUUCCAAAGGAUGCUCAAUCGUGCCACAAGGACAUGUGCUCAACUAUGUUCAUAGCAGUAUUGUUUGUCAUAGCCAGAACCUGGAAACAACCUAAAUGCCCCUCAACCGAAGAAUGGAUAAGGAAAAUGUGGUACAUUUACACAGUGGAGUACUACACAGCAGAAAAAAUAAUGACAUCUUGAAUUUUGCAUGAAAAUGGAUGGAGGUAGAAAACAUUAUUUUGAGUGAGGUAACCCGGACACAGAAAGACGAUCAUCACAGGAACUCUCACUCAUAGGUGGUUUUUAAACAUAAAGCAAAGAAAAUCAGCCUACAAAACACAACCCCAGAGAACAAUGAGGACCCUGAGAGUCUUACAUAGCUCUAAUCUACAUGGGAAGUAGAAAGUAGAAAAAGACAUGGUCUCCUGAGUAAAUUGGGAGCAUAGGGACCUUGGGGGAGGGUUGAAGGCAGAGAAAAAUGUAGAGCUCAAUAAAAAUCAAAAAAAAAAAAAAGAAUAGAACAAAAAAAAGGUCAAAAACAAAACAUUAACAUUUGAAUUAAAUUUGCUACUUAGCCUGUGGAACCCCAGCUAUUUUAUAUCCUGGUUCAUUUUCAAAAUUUUUUUUAUGGCCUGUUAUGAUGGUCCAUACCUAUAAUCUCAGCACUGUAGAGGCUGAGGCAGGAGGAUCCUGUCUUACACAAACUGUGCUACAUUGUUGGGACCAUUUGGAGCCCUGGCCUCUGGCUGCUCUCCCCUGCUAGUGACCUUUCUUGACCUUCUGAAAGCUGUGUCCAGCUCUGCUUCCUGAGCAGGUGUUGCCUUGUCCUUGAUUGCGGGUCAGGGGAUGAGGUUUUCACCUCUUGGCCUAUCUGAUUGUGUUGGGUAUUAAAGCCUCCGUGGUGUUAUUCAAUAAAGGGCUUCUUUUACCAUGGACUAAAGGGGUGUGUGUGUGUGUGUGUGUGUGUGUGUGUGUGUGUGUGUUUAAUCCUGACGUCCUUCGCUUGGGUUUUGGUUUCAGGCCAUGCAGGUGCGUCACUACAUAAUCUCAAAAAGGCAAAAACCAUUUUUCUACUUUCUUCUGUAGACACCUAAAUGUUUAUUGCAAAGAUCUUUGUGCUGUGUCAGCCUUGACCCUUCCUGUAUACGGUCACUGUUAUCUUUCCAAUUUUAGUACAAGCACCAGUCACUGUUACCUUAAAACUGCUAUUAGACUUUUUUAGUCUUUGUCAUGUUUUUGUAUUCCAUGCAGUAUGUGUUUAUAGGCUGUUAAGGGUUUUGUGUGCACAUUUCUGUCUGAUAGGCACUGUAUAUAUAUUGUAUAUACUGAUUUAUAAUUGACUUAAGUGUUUGAGACUUACCAUGUUGGUAGAUAUAGAUUAUUUCUGUUAUACAAUAUCUUAGAAAUAAACCAGACUUAGCGCCUCUUUGAGAAAUAGUUAUCACUUGUUAUGUUAAAUAUUAUAACUGCAAUUAAUAUUCUUUACCUCUCCAGGGCCUUCUGUAAAGGCCAGGCUUCUCAGCAGAGUGUUUCAUGAUGUUCAGCCAGGUUUUCUGACACAUCUGCUUAUACCCUAGCCUCACAUUAAUCUCUUACUUCUGAAUGCCCUUCUCCAAUAAUGUCCUAAAAGCUGACAUUCAACUGUCGUACUUCAUUACCUUUGUAAAAGGUGUUAAGAGGAUCAAGUCUAGCUGGGUGUGCUGGUGCUCAAGGAAACAGAGGCAAAGGGAUCUCUGAGUUUGAGGCCAGCCUGGUCUGCAGAGCAAGUUCCAGGACAGUCAGUGCUACACAGACAAACUUUGUCUUUGAAACCCAUCCCCCAAAAAGAGAGAGAUUGUGAAAGAGAAAUAAAAAAGUAGCAAAAGUAGCAAGGGGGCAUGUGUUUAUUAUUAAUAGAUGGAAGGAACUAAAAUAUAUAUUCCAGCUUUAUGUUUCUAGACAAGAUGGAGAGCUGCAGCUUGAAGGAGGAUUCAUUCGGUGUGCCACAACCACAUGACAGCAUUCACUGGCUCUUGGCAUUAAAUCCUGUUCAGUAGUGGUCAAUUAAUGAAUAAAAAGUAUCUGCCAGAGAUGUAGAAUGGUAGAUUAUGUGUGGGAACCUGGGCUUCAAAAUCCAACACCACAGCAAAAGAGUAA
Molecule: messenger RNA, 5310 nt
Organism: Alexandromys fortis (reed vole)
Lineage: Eukaryota; Metazoa; Chordata; Mammalia; Rodentia; Cricetidae
Gene: Sgo1
Product: shugoshin 1
Exons: 8
Coding region: 156-1721 (521 amino acids)
Biological process (GO): meiotic chromosome segregation
Cellular component (GO): nucleus; chromosome, centromeric region
Source: RefSeq, a predicted model, not a curated record